AUGGAAGUGUCAGAAUACAGUCCCCAGCGCCACUCCCUGCUGGAUGCCAUCCACAGAUUCAACACUGCCACGACCAUCAUGGAUGAAACAAUUAUGGUUCCCAGCAUGCUGCAGGACAUAACCCCUACCAAGGAGGAAAAUGGAGACAAUAUGAAUUCCAAAGAUGUCGUAGAAAACAGGAACCUGUAUGACUCUUACCUUCUCCUAAAAUCUCUAAGACACGAUAUGAAGUGGGGGAUUCACUCAGAAAAACAAAUUGUGGAAAAACACUGCCCUGACACGGAGGAUGACCAAGGGGAAGAGACGGGAGACCUGGUGGACCAAUUUCAGCACCAUCUUAGGGGACUCCUGUCUGUCCUGACAAAGCUGACCAAAAAGGCCAAUCUUUUGACCAAUUGCUAUAAGAAGGAAGUGGAGAUUGGAAACUCGACCAAUGGACUUUACUCAAAGAGCAACUACUACUACUAA
Messenger RNA from Staurois parvus, 468 nucleotides. Lineage: Eukaryota; Metazoa; Chordata; Amphibia; Anura; Ranidae. The record is from the annotation of a GenBank genome assembly.